CCGUGACUUCUGCUUUGGGUUCCGGGGUUGGCGCAGCUGUAGGCUUGGAGGGAGGGCUUAAAUGCUGCGUAAAAAGUUUUUGUUUGCCUCGUCAGGACUGGGAGUUUCAACCCUUAACUGCUUUUGAGGGAAAUCAUGAUAACAUCCAGCAUAGAUUUGCUGCUCCUGCUCCCUAAAGUGGUUGGGGGAACCUGCGGGUGUUGGCUGUAAGCGAUGGCCCCUGGGAACCAGACAGAGCUGUAUUUAUCUGAGCAGGUGGUGGUGUUGUUUACCUGCGCUCUGUCCUUCCUGGGCUCCUCUCUGAUCAUCCUCACACACAUUAUCUGGUCGGAUUUGAGGACCACUCCGCGCAGGCUGCUUGUUUUCCUCUCGGUGACUGACUGGUUGUCUGCUGUCUCCUACGCUUUCGGAGUCUGGAGUGUUUUCCGCACAGACUCUCCUGAAUGCAUCGCUCAGGGAGCCCUAUCCACUUUCGCCAACACCAGCAGUUUCUUCUGGACCGUCUCUAUCGCCGUCUACCUCUACGUCUUCAUUGUAAGGUCGAGCCAAAGGGUCGCUGACAGCCUGGUGCUGUUCUUCCACCUCUUCAGCUGGGGUAUUCCACUAAUCAUCACUGUCACGGCUGUGUGUCUCAACAAAAUCGGCUACGAUGCAUCAGAGGUGUCUGUGGGCUGGUGCUGGGUCAGGAUCCACGCUCCGGAUCGCGUCCUGUGGAUGCUGCUGACUGGAAAGAUCUGGGAGUUCCUGGCCUACCUCACCCUCCCUGUGCUCUACAUCUUAAUCAAGAGGCAUAUCCAUAAAGCGCAUGCUGCCCUGUCGGAGUACCGGCCCAUCCUGGCCAACAGGCCCCCGUCGCAGUCUUUCUCAUCCAUGGCAGAUGUGAAGCUAACUCUCAUCCCCAUCAUAUUCAUCAUCCUGCGCAUUUGGAGCACGGUGCGCUUCAUCCUGCUGCUGGCUGACUCUCCGGUCAGACAGAACCCUGUGUUGGUCACUCUUCACGGUAUCGGCAACACGUCGCAGGGAGCGGCCAACUGCGUGAUGUUUGUGUUGUUUACCCAGCCCAUCCGCUCUCGCCUCUGCACUGCGCUCUGCUGCUGCUGCGCUAAAUGUCGAGAAGAGGCACCGCGCUCCGACGGUGCCCCACAGCGCAACCAGAAGAGGCGGGACUCUUCCACACAGAGAGAAGAAGAAGAAGAAAACGGCAGUCGUGCGCAGGCAGUCAGAUGAUGCUUUGCUCUGAAGCUGUUGAACACUGCUGGCGUUUGUUCCAUACUCCCACUUUUUGGGCUUAUAUUACCUAAAGUACACUGAUACUUGAUGACAACUUGGAGUACUGUUUCACUUUUUGGUUCUUCUAUUAUGUUGUUUGAUUCUGUUACAUCAAAUAAAGGACAGCUUACUGUAGCGCCUCUAUUUAUCAUGUACUGUAACUACUGUAAGUUACCACUGUGAAGCAACAGGCGAGCAAUUAAAUUCUGCUUAGAGGAAAACGCAUGUAUGUGACGCCUGUAAACAUUUUCUUUUAAACUAACAUUUCCAAACUGUUAAAGUUGCAGACUUUGAAAGGUUUAACACCAAUGUGGUUUGCUCAAAUUUAGCUGAACAAUUCAGAGAAAAUGCUGUUUCCUCUUUUUUUAAAAGGUCUUAUUCCAGUACUGUACUUCCAUGCUGGUUAAUGUGAGAUUUUUUCUUUUUCUUUUUUAGCAUGGUUUAACUGAAUAUGAUGAUAAAAAUAUCUCAUCCUUAAGGGGGUUUUAACAGAUAUUGUCCUAGUUUACCGACACACUGUAAGCCUUUGGAAACUUAGAGCAGAUUAAAUGUUUAAUGUUUCAUAACUUUUCAACAGAUUUAAACUGCUGAAUAUUUUAGGAUUUCAUUUUUUUUUUCUCCAUCUUAUUUUUUUUUCUUUUCCUUUUCUGGCCAAUUUGACAUCCUCACUCAUUUCCUCUAUGUGCACAGUGUGAAUUGCAGUUGCCUCAUAUGAAAAACAAGUAAGCUUUUACUCCAUAUGAGGGACUAUGUUAGUUUUUAGAUCUUGUCUGUAUGUUUUUCUUUGCAUAGUUUUAGUCUGAUGAAUUUAGGCUAAACUGGUCUAGUUGACCAAGCUCCGCUGUCGUGUAUUUUGACUGUGGGAGGAAGGUGGAGUAUCUAAUCUCAGGUCAGAUGCAUUCUCCAUGCAGAAUGAGUCUAAGGCAUUAAUGCUGCAAGGUAACAGCGCUAACAACUCCAGCUGGGCAGCCCCACUUUUAGUGUUUAAGCAUUUUCUUAGCGUAGCUAAUUCCUUCUCUGUUUCCAUCACUGUGUUGUUAGACAUACUUCUUUCUCUCGGUUUCAUUUUUUUUCCCCACCCAAAAAAGAAAUGUUUUAAAUUUCCAGUGCCUUUCAUGCUUAUUUAAAAUAGUACAAUACCCUUACCUUUAAUUAAUUAAUGUAAUUUGAUUACAUUUUUUUUACAUCACCAGAGAUGCAGUCAUUUUAUAAUAUGUUUGG
Cyprinodon variegatus (sheepshead minnow) is the source of this 2490-nucleotide messenger RNA. It is a transcript of the gene gpr157, whose product is annotated as G protein-coupled receptor 157. The transcript is spliced from 4 exons. Bases 214 to 1227 code for a protein of 337 amino acids. Lineage: Eukaryota; Metazoa; Chordata; Actinopteri; Cyprinodontiformes; Cyprinodontidae. The record is from RefSeq and is a predicted model, not a curated record. Gene Ontology annotation, cellular component: plasma membrane. Gene Ontology annotation, molecular function: G protein-coupled receptor activity; cAMP binding. Gene Ontology annotation, biological process: cell surface receptor signaling pathway; adenylate cyclase-activating G protein-coupled receptor signaling pathway.